Molecule: messenger RNA, 6246 nt
Organism: Porites lobata
Lineage: Eukaryota; Metazoa; Cnidaria; Anthozoa; Scleractinia; Poritidae
Source: the annotation of a GenBank genome assembly
AUGGAACCUUCUUGCUUAAACCAGGGUUACGAAGAUGACAAGGAGGACGAAGAAAGUGACGAUGUCAACACGUCAUUUCAACAAAAUGAAGGGCGAAAGGAGUCGGUUACGUCGGUGAUGGUGUUACCUUCGAUCAGUAUUGCCCAUUUCUCCAAAGAAAAAGAGCUUACUCCCGCUGAGCCUUUAAGAAACGUCGAAGAAAAGAUUACCAUCGAGAAAGAAGAAGGCAGCUGUGAGGGCAAGGAAGAUGAUGAAGAAGACAUUUCUGGGAAAGAAGUUCUAUGUUAUGCGUGGCAGAUUGCUAAAGGGAUGGUAAGAACUUUUUCGACUGAAGAAUGUCUUUUGCAAUUUAAUCAUCGUUUGCAAAUCACAAAAAUCUGCCUCUUCCCCGUAUUUAAAGUACUUUACUACUAGUUUUCUGUGUCUGCAAGUAUUAUGCUAUCCGGUCAUGAGACGGCAGAUUUUUCAAACAUUCAAAUUGCUGCGUCAAUUAGAACAGACCAUCAGUAGGGCUAACUACUAUAUUUGCUGAAUUUUUCGUGAAACAUAGCACACAUAAAUUGAACCGUUCGAUUUUAAAAAAGGUCAAAAACGAGGUUUUUAAUAGCCUGAGAAGCCUAAAAUCUCAUGGAGCCGUCGCGAAGGUACCUAUUGAAAAAUCAGGUCUGUUCGUAUUUUGAAAAGGUGUCCAAUGAAUACAGCCAUAUGACCUGAAUAAGGCUAAACUAUCUGUUAUUUAAUUUGAAUCGUACGUACAAGCCCUGACAUUCAGGACGUUGCCAGCUUUUUUGGCUAGUUGUAGGCCUGGCUGACUUUCAUUUCCACAUAUCCUGAAAAUUGUACGCAUGACCAGUACGCACUGACCUCACCAACAAUUUGAGCUCUUGUGCUUUUCAGCUGACUCCAACAACGCAUAAUUUGUUACAAGCCGUAGAGUGAUCAAACCAAAAAUUUGAAGGCCUGGGCCUACAGGGCUGUGCGCUGGCUACGCCCCUGAGAAAAGAAGGAAGUAGAGGAAAGAAAAGUAAUGAUUAAAUUUUGUUUUCGGGACUGAAGACUGAGCAGCAAGGACUUUCUAGUAAAAUACUCACGUAAUCUGAAUCUUGGAAAGCACAAUAAACGGUCUGCAAGUGGAACUGAUGAUUGAAGCUAAGGGAUUGCUUUUUGUAAACGGCAACCAUGAUGGUAUUUGCUAACUAUUGUAAGCUCAAUUGAUAUACCGUAAAAUUCGAAAAUAAGCCACGGGGCUUAUAGUUUUCAAAGGCCUUUUUGAGGGGCUUAUUUUGGAGGGGCUCAUCUAUGGAGGGAAAUUUGUGUUUCAAAAUCGAUUGGGCUAGCCUUAUAGUUGGAAGGAAAUUUCAAGCACAAGCUUCCUGGGGCUUAUAUAUGGAGGGGCGAUUUAACGGAGGGUUUUUGGGUUACGAGUUUGGGGGCUUAUAUUUGGAGGGGCUUAUACAUGGAGGGGCUUAUUUCGAAUUUUACGGUAUCCUCUGGCUCAGCUGUAUAUUUGGCUUUUGGGUUUAGCGAAUAACACCCUCCCGGUGAUCCGCAUAACUCUGCCUCAUCCAAUAAUUGCUGUUUAUUCAAUGGUAUGAAUGAACCUUUUUAACGAAAAAUCUAAUUUCUAAAUGAAUAAUGUUCACUGAGGGUAUUCCGUUUUGGGUGACUUCGAAAUAGAAAUCAGCAGUAUAGUAACAACCAAUAGUUUUUUUUUUUUUUUCGGGCGUGGCAGUCUAAGAAGGGCUUUUUAUUCCACUCACCUUAAGUCUCCCCUGAAAAAGAGCAUCUAAUUAAGUGUCAACAGGUGUCAACGGGUUUUCUUCCGCGGUUGAAAUCUUAACUGAAAACCUUAUUUUUCAGCCAAUAUUCAUCCCUUCGAGUUAUCGAGGGUAAAAUUGCAUGAAAGUGAUCUGAAGGAAAAAAAAUUACUUCGAGUUAGCGGGAGUUUCGAGUUAUCGAGGGUUCGAGUUACCGAGGAUAAAUUACAGUAAAUGAAAUUCAGUGGAAAUGGAUUCUGGUUCGAGGUAGUAUAAGGUUCGAGUUAGCGAGGGUUCGAGCUGGAGUCGACUGUAGUUCACUUAGCUUGUUCAACUUUUGACGGCUUUUUAUGCUGAAAAGUAUACGUCGCGGGAUUUCUUGGCCAAUUCCUUUGAUUUUUUUUCUUGUUUUCCAACAGCUGUGACGGAAAUCCUCCCUCCAUUCUUCAUGAAUAGACCGACGAUCACUUCCUCCCGCUUUCCAGACCGUUUGCCAGGCACAGCGUGCAGUAGCCUGUUCCAGGCUCUCGAUAGUAGGGGUGGCACCGGCAAAAAUAAGGCAAAAAAAGCGUAAGGCACCGGCAAAAAUAUAAAAAGCGUGAUCUAGGAAAAAGGGCGGUGGCGGGCUAUCUUUCAGCCUGGAACAGACGUUUCAUUGCACUUGGUUGCUUUCCCGCCAAAUUGUUAAAUCGGGAGUUCGUUUACAACGAUAUCCCGAUUAAACUGCUAUCCCCUGCCAUAUCGUAAAAUCGAGCUUCCAUUUUAAUUUCAUAUUGGAAUUUUUUUUUUUGAUCUAAAGGUACCUGGUAACUAAAAAUUCUUUGAGAAAUAAUUUCGUUAUUUCUCUGCCAGGAAUACUUGGUCAGCAAAGGAUUCAUUCAUCGUGACCUGGCAGCCCGUAAUAUCCUACUUGGUGAGGACAGAGCGGUGAAGAUUGCUGAUUUUGGUUUGUUACGCCACGCAAAUGAGGGUGAAAUAUACGAAGUUACGAGCGUACACAAGCUACCAAUGAAAUGGAUGGCACCUGAAGCGUUCGAAAGCGGCAUUUUUACUUUCAAGACUGACGUGUGUAUAUAUGUUAACGAGGUCACAGUUAGGCCGAGCUUAGGCUUCCUGUGAUGCAGUGUAAAGUUGAGGUUUUAGAUAACAAAGACCCUGCAAUGUACUGUUUAGAACUGUCUGAAAAGAAAGAGCACAAUUUUGAUCAUGACACUGUCUACAGUAGCGGUUAUCACUCUAUCUCUAAAGAAAUACUCAAGUGUUUGGAAAACAUUAGCCUGUUCCAGGCGUGAAUCUUGAAAAUAAGAUAUAUAAACAGAAACUUUGAGCCAAUGAAGUUAAUCAGAGACCAUCUUGAAUCCUAGAUUCCAGGCUCCACAUCCCGCAUUCCAGAUACUAGAUUCCGGAUUCCAACUCAGUGUAUUCCAGAUUUCAAAAGGCCUAGAUUCCAGAAUUUCAUAGUUAGCUGGAUUCCGGAUUCCAAAGUCCAUGACUCCAAGCAAAAAUUUCCUGGAUUACCAUCCAUGGGGCGAGAUAAACAAAAUUGAUAUUUCUAUGAAGUUAAUUCUUGCAAUUUCUUUAUCUGCUUCCUUUUAUUGCAGAUGGUCUUUUGGAGUUGUUUUGUGGGAACUAGCCACCAUGGGUAAGCUAGUUUUAUAAAUCUUUGUAUACUGAUGCUGGUAGAAUAAUACUCUAGACAUUUUCCUAUACCCGAGGGAAUUGAGAGGAAUCCCCAAUGACAGUAGUUAGGGAAAAGCUGGCUGUUCAAUUUUCGGAUAGCAGUCACGGAAGAAUCGAACCGCUUUAUAAAAGAAGACAUUCUCGCAUAAUGUCGUGAUUGCUAAACAACUAGAAAAAAACUAAUAGGCUAACUUCCGCCGCUCUCCCAGCCGUCUUUACCGAGGAGGAGCGCAGACUCAUAAUAAUCCAGCCUAUAAGUCAUACCCUUAACCACAACUUGACCUGAUAUCACGUGUCACUUGGCGAAAUGAAUACUCAGUAAUGUUAAACUUGUACAUUACGUUAUUUUAAUCCCUCCUGGAGGUUGGUAAAUUGAUAAUACAUGAUGGUCAUUGAACUGAGUGGAGAGCAAUUUGGUCUGAAAUCAUACGUGUGAUUGGAGCGCGAGUUCGAUUCGAGAUCAGAAGUAUGGUUUCAGACUAAAAUUGCACGACACGAAGUAAAAUUAUCACUUUAUUACAGCCAUUUUGAAAUCGCAAAAUUUCAUCCGUACCAGCAGUGACUGGCCGUGGCACCAGACAAGUUAGCUCGUUGUCCCCCAUACUCGUUAACAUAUAUUCUGAAGCUAUGCUAAGAGAUGCUAGCGCUUUAAGUGGUGUGAAUGAAGGUAUUCAAGUGGGAGGUCAUCUCAUUAAGACAGUGCGUUUUGCGGAUGAUCAAGCAACCUUAGCCAGUUCAGUUAAAGGUCUGCAACUUAUGAUGGGUAAAAUGCAGGAAAGCGCGGGGGAAUAUGAUAUGAAGAUCAAUGUUAAGAAGACUAAGGUGAAGAAAAUCUGUAAGAGGCCUGGUGAUGAAUUCACGAUCUUUCUUGAGGGUAAACAAUUCAGUCAAGAAUCGUUGCACUUUAACCACCUUUGGAGCCUCAUUACACAGGAUGGAUCCUGUUAAAACUAAAUUAGAUCGAGAAUAGCCCGAAAACGCGGUUACUAAGAAAAAAGAACUGCUGACAAAAGCCUUCAGCGCGCUAGCCUUUGCCUGAAGAAGAGAAUUAUAGAGACUGUCAUCUGGGGUACUCUUCUGAAUGGAGCCGAAUGAUAGACCUUAAAGAAAGAGGACGUGCGAAGGCUGGAGAGCUGUGGGAUGUGGCUUUGGAGAAAGGUUUUAAACAUAUAUUGGUCUGACAAAGUCUGUAACGAAGAAGUAUUGAGGCGUGACGGUGCGGAGAGUGCCAUCAUAUCUGUUAUCAACAGAAGACAGAGAGUCUGGCUUGGUCAAACCCUACGACAUGGUGAUCAUGUCUCAUUAGUUAUUGAGGGAAGAAGACCAGGAAAAAGACCACCUGGAAGACCUCAAGCGGAAAUGCUGGAUAGAGUGAAGGAUGGCAGCUUUUACGUAGCGGUCAAAAUGCGUGCCUUAAAUCGAGAACUAUAAGGAAGGACCUGCCUGUGGGCAGAUCAAAUAGCCUGUUGAAAAGCGGAAACAAAAGGGCUUUUUCAUCUCAUUUGUAUUCGAAACAGAAAUGAUGCGAUAUAAAGCAAGGUGCUACGGUGCAACAGGACAAGAGUAAACUUAUUAUACCUUGGAAUCAGGGAUAAUCAUUGGAACUAUGUUAACUUUUAGACCUUGAAACACAUUGCAAUUAAUUUUUAACCGUAUUAAAAGCAUCUUGGAAUAUUAAACUUUCAUCUUGGAUUAAAACAUUGGAACUUUAUCGAACUUUGUAACCCUGGGUUCGACCCUGGAUAAAGCAAGCGGAUGUUUUGUUUUGUUUUGUUCCAUUAACCUAGAUAGAACGCCAUUAUGCUUCCAUAGACCAACGCAUCCCACGGAAACGACUUUAGGCGUCUUGUUGAGGGAAGAAUACCUGGAAAGAGACCACCUGGAAGACCUCGAGCGGGAAUGCUGGAUAGAGUGAAGGAUGGCAGCUCUUACGUAGCGGUCAAGAGGCGUGCCUUAGAUCGAGAACCAUAAGGAAGGGCUUGCCUAUGGGCAGAUCAAAUAGCCUGUUGAAAAGCGAAAACAAAAGGACUUUUACAGCUCAUUUUGUAUUCGAAACAGAAAUGAUGCGAUGUCAAGCAAGGUGCGACGGUUCGACGUGGUUUAGAACAGAUGUGAUUGUGUGAUUCGUAAAUAAAUCACUCUGCUGAGAGCUAAUCAGAUUGCAGGGAUCACCAGCGAUUUCAAAAUGAAAAAUUAGAAAAGCCUGAUAAUCUUUGAUAAGAGAGCAUUGAUCUCUAUUUUUUUUAUUUUAGGGGGUACUCCAUACCCUGGGAUAAGCCCUAUGAGGCUAUGCAGUUUACUUAAAUCUGGAUAUCGGAUGGAGAAACCCAACACGUGCAGCGAUGAAAUGUAAGUCAUAAUAGAAAUAAUAAAAGACGCCCGAAAAGAGAGUACGAUGAAGAAAUACUUUCAUAGUCCUUCAAACAGUUUUUUUUUUCUAAAAUUGUCAGCCUUUUCCAAGGAGUGGAAACUGCAGCGCACCUCUUUCCUUUACGUUGCCCCAUUCUAAAAAGAGCCCAUAGAACAUAAGUGUCUUCAAUAUUCAAAGUAAACGGAGACAUAUCUUUCUGUAGUGGUAUUUUAAACUAUGGCUUCCUUUUUCAACAGAUACAAAUUGAUGAUGGACUGCUGGAAGGAGGAUCCAAAUGAACGACCCUCAUUCGUUCAACUAAUACCGAUACUGGAAGAGAUGAUGACAGAAGAUACCCCUUACUAUUAUUUCAGACUCCUGGAUCAGAACCAGCCAUGUUACCGUGAGGCAUCCGCCACUAACACCAGUAAAGCUAGUACUCUUGAUACGAAGCUGUAA